CACCUUUAUUCUCUUUCAAAGUGUUCCAUUGAAAUCAAAAUUGACCUGCAAAAAUUAAGAAGGAGCUCAUAAUCCUCUCCUAUGGAAAACCUUAUAAUUAUUUUCCUUUUUUUUCUGCCAUUCUCAUCAGCUUAUACACGUCCUAACGAGCACUUCAUCAACUGUGGGUCAGAUUUCAACUUCACCGGAAAUGACGAUCGGAACUUCGUCGGUGACCGCUACGCCGGCGUUUCUUUCUUUAGAGGAAAAACCGGCACUAAACGAGAAACCACCUCCUCCGUAUCCCAACUUUAUCGGACGGUGAGAAUCUAUUCACAGCCAUCGUUUUACGAGUUCAUAAUCAAAACAAGCGGCACUUACUUUGUACGUCUCCAUUUCUUUGUUCCUUCAUCUUCUGAUAAUCUGUACAACGCUAAAUUCACCGUUUUAGCUUCAGGGUUCGAGCUUUUAUCGAAUUUCUCCGUCAAAAAUAGCCCUGCCGGUUCGCCGGUCAUCAAGGAAUUUUUAGUCAAUAUCGAUGAAGGAAGAUUCAAAAUCAACUUCAUACCUUCUCAAGGUUCAAACAUAGCUUUUGUAAACGCCAUUGAAGUGUUUCUAGCACCGGAAAGCUUCGUCCCCGACACCGCUCCCCUCGCCGGACGUCGUCGAGGCUCGUUCGACGGUUUACGGUCUCGGGUUUUACAUACAGUCUAUAGGAUCAAUGUCGGAGGGGCUACUAUUACAACAGAUGAAGAUACACUGUGGAGGAACUGGAUACCUGAUGAUCAGUUCUUGUCUGAUCCGACAAGUGCUAAGAACAGUUCGUUUUUCAGUGGUGAACCUGCAUACACAUCUGGUCGUGCCAACGAAUACACUGCCCCAAGCCUUGUUUAUAAGACUGCAAAGGAAUUGAAUGUAGAAGAUAACACUAGCAGGCAAUUUUUCAAUAUAACGUGGAGUUUCAAUGUGAGUAAAAGUUCAAGACACUUUGUUAGGUUCCAUUUUAAUGACAUUGUUAGUUCAUCAAUUGAUUCUGUCAAGUUUGAUCUUUACAUUUACGAUAAAUUUGACAAGCUGGUUUAUCCGUAUAACGAAACCGGACAGUUAGAGGUUCCGUUUUACUUCGAUUUCGUGGUGGAUUCGGACAAAUCCGGGGUCAUGAACGUAAGUGUCGGCCCUCGGAAUGAUUCCGAGAAUCAAAUGGCGUUUUUGAAUGGGAUUGAAAUAAUGGAAUUCAUGAAGGAAUCCAGUUUUGUUGUGCCCGAAGAGAGGUCUAAAAAAAGGACUAAUUUAGUUCCUAUAGUUGGCUCUGUUGUUGGGGCUGUUGUAUUUGUUGUUGGUUUUAUAGUGGCAAUGGUUAUGUUCUUGAAAUGCAGGAAAAGAAAGCCUUUGUCUGAAAAAACAUCCAACAUGUCUCCUUUGGAUCUUGCUCUUAGAAUAUCUUAUUACGAAAUCGAGCAAGCAACGAAGAAUUUCGAUUCUGGUUUAUUGAUCGGAGAAGGUGGAUUUGGGAGAGUGUACGAAGGUUUGUUUCGUGGUAAGAAAGUGGCUGUUAAAAGGAGCGAACCAGGACAUGGCCAAGGCCUAUUGGAAUUCCAGACAGAGAUUGUUGUCUUGUCCCGAAUCCGGCAUCGGCAUCUCGUUUCUUUGAUUGGUUACUGCGACGAAAGAUCGGAAAUGAUAUUGGUUUAUGAGUUUAUGGAGAAGGGUACUCUUAGAGAUCAUCUAUAUAAUCGGAGUUCCGAUGUUGAGAAACCGUAUUUUGCUCGGUCCGACUUGUCUUGGAAGCAAAGGCUUGAAAUCUGUAUUGGUGCAGCAAAAGGGCUUAAUUAUUUGCACACCGGUUCGGAUGGUGGAAUCAUUCACCGCGAUGUUAAGUCCACGAACAUCCUACUCGAUGAACGGUUAGUAGCCAAAGUUGCCGAUUUUGGAGUCUCGAAAUUUAACCUUCCGGAUGCAGAACAUAGUGUUGAUGUCAAAGGAACGUUGGGUUAUCUCGACCCCGAAUACUUCUUAUCGCUGCAAUUGACGGAUAAAUCCGACGUGUACUCUUUCGGGGUCGUACUUCUCGAAGUACUUUGUGCGAGGCCAGCGGUUAUGGCAUCGAAUAGGAGGGAAGAAGUGAACUUAGCUGAAUGGGGAAUGCUUUGGUUGAGGAAAGGUCAACUCGAGAAGAUUAUCGAUCCAAUGCUAGUUGAUACAAUCAACCCCAACUCGUUGAGGAAGUUCGUCGAAACAACUGAGAAGUGUUUAAGACCGUCCGGUAACGAAAGACCGAUGAUGCGGGACGUGUUGUGGGACUUAGAAUACGCAUUGCAGCUUCAGUUAAUUCCGAUGAACAAUGGAACAUUCGACGACAGUACGACUAAUGCUUCCUUAGAAUUCUCAAUGAUGCCGGUCCUCCAUCGGUUACCUUCAAAUAGCUUCCCGGCCGUUGAGGAAGAAGAUGCGACCGUACUAUCCGUUGAUGCUUUUGAUGUAACUGCUAGCGACGUAUUCUCAUUAUUGAGUGUUGGUGAGGCUAGAUAGUCUCCACUGGUUUAAAUGUUGAUAAACGCUACAGUUUGUAAGUACUAUUCUUUUGGUAAAAUGACCUCUCCGGUCCCUCUCAAUUCCAAUAUCAAGCAAAUUAGUCUCUCUCAAAAAACUUGAACAAUUUUAUUUUUGUGAAUUUUGAAAAUGAGCAACUAAGCACCAUUAAUCAUAUCAUUAAUUUUUUCAUCAA
Gossypium raimondii (Peruvian cotton) is the source of this 2704-nucleotide messenger RNA. Its product is annotated as probable receptor-like protein kinase At2g23200. The record is from RefSeq and is a predicted model, not a curated record. Gene Ontology annotation, cellular component: plasmodesma; plasma membrane. Gene Ontology annotation, biological process: protein autophosphorylation. Lineage: Eukaryota; Viridiplantae; Streptophyta; Magnoliopsida; Malvales; Malvaceae. Bases 82 to 2508 code for a protein of 808 amino acids. Gene Ontology annotation, molecular function: transmembrane receptor protein tyrosine kinase activity; ATP binding. The transcript has a single exon.